Molecule: messenger RNA, 4206 nt
Organism: Cherax quadricarinatus
Lineage: Eukaryota; Metazoa; Arthropoda; Malacostraca; Decapoda; Parastacidae
Source: RefSeq, a predicted model, not a curated record
GAGACGAGUGAGUGGUGCAAGGAUUGUCCACAGUGUUAUGUCAUACACACCAAAGUCCCCACAGUCAUCAUUAAGUACGGUAUAACAGUAACAACAGUUAAUUGUAUAAGAGAAGCAAGUGGCUAACACUGAGUUACUUAUAACAAGUGUUGAGAGAAGGUGCAAUGACUACGAUGCAGAGGUCGCAGCUGGCAGCCUGCGUAGAUCCCUCAGAAUCUGUACAUGGACAAAAUGAAUCCCAUCUCAGGGACAGCGAGGUGUUUACACCUGAUCGCUCUAAACCUACUGUCCUUCGUCAGUUCAUGGCUACGAUAGUGGUGGCGCUCACACAACUGGAGUUUGGUGCUGUAGUUGGCUUUGCUGGAGUAACGUUGCCACAGCUGAUGGAUCAAUCCUCGGACGAUCUCCAGUUCAACACCUCAGAGUCAGCACUUUUCGGAAGCAUGACUUGUGUAGGUGCCUUGCUGGGGUCACUGACUGUCAGUGUACCGAUGGUGAAGUUGGGCCAGAGAGUGACGCUCUUGUUAUCUCUUCCCAUAUCCCUCGCCAGCUGGAUUAUCUUUGCCACAGCACCCACAAACUGGGUCGUCCUGCUAGUUCGCUUCUUCCAAGGCAUCACGACGAGCUCUAUAGCAAAUUCCUCCUCGACUUACGUGGCAGAGCUUUCACACAGUAAAAUAAGAGGGCGACUAAUGUCUACUCUUGAUAUCUCGCGUCAGAUGGGCACUCUUCUGGCAUAUGCUCUGGGCAGUUCAAACCUGACUUGGCGGAAAGUAGCAUUAACAUGUGGUUUUGUCAACACUGUAAUUCCUUUUGUUUGUCUGCUAUAUUUACCUAACUCCCCUCGCUGGCUGGCCACACAAGGCUACAUGGACAGAGCUCACAAAUCCUUGUUGUUCUUUCGGGGACCAAACUAUGAUGUCAACAAAGAAAUGCAAGACAUUAGAGAUGAGCUUGAGAAGACGACUAAUGGCGGUGGUAAUAUAUUAGACCAGCUACGACAAAUUAGAACUCCAUUAACAUUAAGAUAUCUUAUUAUCAUGUCUUUUGUUCUUUUUUGCCAACAUUUCAAUGGAUUAUCAGUGAUACCAAUAUACACCGUAGUCAUUAUAAAUACAGCAGAUAUUAGCAUGAAUUCAUAUUUGUGUGCAGUAUUAUUAGGAAUUAUUCGGGUCUUAGGAACGUUCUUUUACACAUGUAUAAUUGACCGCAUUGAUCGCAAUCCAUUAUUUGCAACACCUUGCAUUACAUGUAGUUUGUGCAUGAUAGGACUUGGUGUAUACUUCUUUGACCAAGUUCACGACAGAAGUUUCCAUGAACAAAAUUGGUUACCAAUCGUCUGCUUAGCUGUCUAUUCGUUUUUCUCUGUUUCCCCAGUUAUAUGUGUAUUUCAGAGUGAAUUAUUUCCAAGUUCCGUUCGUUCUACUGUUGUACCUAUUUUAAACACAAUGUUUUUCUUUGGGGCAUUCACAGCCUUACAGUCGUUCCCUUACAUAGUGGCAGCGUUCGGAAGUUAUGGGGCGUUUUGGAUUUUUUCUGGAUGUGGUGUCCUCCUCGCUGUUCUUGUGGCUGUUACCAUCCCCGAGACUCGAGGAAAAACACUGGAAGAAAUAACAGAGUUGCAAAUUGCAAGGAGUUGAAGAACUAAGAUGAAGGAAGUACUUAGUGGAGAGAAUGCUGGAAGAUGAUGCUCUGUGAAGUGUGAAGUAAAUACUUGAGAAAGGGUUGAUGUCAGGAAAAUAAAGUAGAGGCGAGGAGAAAAGAGAAGAUAAAAAGUGAGAAGAGAAAAGGCGUGAAUAGAAGAGGCGAGAGGUAAGGCAAGAAACGAGUAGAAGCAAGAAGAGAGAGUUUUUUUUCGUUGUGAGCGUUUGCAUGCGUGUACUCUAUUUGUACACACCUGUUUGUGGUUGCAGGGGUGAGGUCACAGCUCCUGGCCCGGCCUUUUCGCUAGUCGUUACUAAGUCCACACUGCCUUCUUCAUGAGAUUUAUUGUACCAGGUUUGCAGCCAGGUUUGCUGUCCAUAUCCAUUUGUAGUCCUUCCUGAUCCUCAUCUGUGUGAAUUCCCCGCAUUAGCUUCAUAUCAUCUGUAAACAGAGACACCUCUGAAUCAAUCCUUUCGUCAUGCCAUUUACAUGUAUCAGAAACAGCACAGGCUCUAGGACUGGCCCUUGUGGAAGCCCGCUUGUCAUGUACGUCCACUCUGACAUUUCGUUAUGUAUCAUCAUUCGUUGUUUCCUUCCUCUUAGGUAUUCUGUGAUCCAUUAGAGUGUUUUUCCUAUUAUUCCUGCCUGCUCCUGUAGCUUUUGCACUAAUCUUGUAUGCGGGACUGUGUCAAAAGCCUUGUUACAGUCCAAGAAUAUGCAGUUUACCUACUCCUCUCUCUCCUGUCUCACUUCUGUCACAUUGCCAUAAAACUCCGGUAGGUUUAUGACACAGGAUCUCUCUUUACUCAAACCAUGCUAUUUAUCGUAUGUAAACUCAUUCAAUUCCAGAUGCUCCACCACUCUUCUGAUAAUCUUCUCCAUGACUUUACAUACUAUACAUAUCAGUGAAACUGGCUCCUUAUGCAUGCAUAUUCAUUUCAGAUUCUUUAAAUGAUCUCGUUAUUUUCCUGCGUCGUUUGUCUUGCACGCUUUUUUUUCAUUCUCUAGAGCACUUAGGUUUGGCCUCUCUAUAACUUUGGGUCAUGUAUUCCACCAUUUCAUUUACUGUUUUACCCGCCAGUUCUCAUUCCCAUUUUCUUCAUAUAGGAAAUUCCCGUUGCCUGUAUAUUCCCCUCAUUUAUAGUUUUCUCUUUUCCCGUCCUUCUCAUGCUGCUUCUCUCUCCAGUUUUUGGUCUACAAUGUAUUCGAAGCUCAGGACCACAUGAUUGCUAGAUUCGAGGCACCCUUCAUAAGUGAUAUCCGAUCUACUCAAGCUGAAUAUGAGGUCCAGCCUUGCUGGUUCAUCCUCUCCUCUCUCUCUGGUUGAUAAUAUAUUGAUGCAUGAGGUUUUCCAGUAAUACCUCCAUCAUCUUAGCCCUCCACGUUUCUGGGCCCUCAUACGACUCCAGGUUUUCCCAGUCAGUUUCCUUGCGAUUGAAGUGACCCAGAACUAGUAAAUUUCCCCUGCCCACGUGGGCCUUUCUGGAUAUCUCAGAUAGUGUACCAACCAUUGCUCUCAUUAUAUUCCUGUCUUGUCCUCCUGCUAUUCUGUGGUGGGUUAUACACCACUGCAAUUACCACCUUGAAACCCCAGUCUUAAGUGUUCCUGUUAUGUAGUCCCUUCCUUCCCCUCUGUCCUCUCCGUCCAGCUCCUCAGAACUUCACUGGUUUUUGAUGAGCAGUGCAUCUCCACCCCACUAUUCCCUUAGUUUCUGAUAUCCAGUUCGAAAGAUGGUGUCUUUUAUCAUUCCUGUGAGUUUGGUUUCGAUAAGUUUUAUGAUAUCUGUUACUGCAUCCAUGAGUCUUUCAUGCCAUUCCUCACAGUUAAUCAUCAUUGCAUCUGCACUGGUGUACCAUACCUUCAGCUUCUUUUUGAACACUGCAGUCGGGAGGAGGUGUGGGCUGGGGGAGUGUGAGACCUGGCAGGGUGCUAUGGGUGUCUGCUAUUGUGGGGUCUGUGAGUGUGGAGUGUUUGCAUUGGGAUAAUAUGUUUCGUUAUGGGGUUCUGUGGGUGAUUGUGCUUGCAGCUCUUCCCAACUCUGGUUGUCCCCUCCUUGUCUCUCUUUCUUGCCCCCUUUCAUCGUUGUAUCAUCUCAUUUUCUGUCUUUCUGUUCUCAUUCUUUUGCAACCUAGGUACACCCUAUGGUAUUCUUGCUGUUCCACACCACUUCAAUUUUGAAAAUCAGUUUGGCCGAUUUCUUUCCCUCGUGUAUCUCCAUAUUCCCUGAAAAUUUAUCACUCAGACACGUCCUCCUCUCCUGUUUGUUUGAUGAUAUUUUCAGUUUCUUGUUUUCCUCUCCCAGUCAGCUUAAUUCGUAUAUCCUCCUUCCAGUCUCCUGAAGCCCAUGAAUAAAAACUUACCUCUCCCUCUCCUCUUCCCAUUGCUUUUUCCUCUGCUUUUGUGGGACCCAUUCAAGCAUAGCCAUUGCUGCUUUCCUUAUUUCCUGGAUUUUCUAGUGACCUAAUUACACCUCUGCAGGGAGGCUUAUCAUCAUCUCUACCUACAAUUCUCUUACUGCUGUCACUGUGCCCAAAAUCAUGCCACUUUCAUUCCUCGACAUU